Psammomys obesus (fat sand rat) is the source of this 1352-nucleotide messenger RNA. RefSeq names its product claudin 6 (gene Cldn6). Gene Ontology annotation, cellular component: bicellular tight junction; plasma membrane. The coding region runs from base 64 to 729 and encodes 221 amino acids. Lineage: Eukaryota; Metazoa; Chordata; Mammalia; Rodentia; Muridae. Gene Ontology annotation, biological process: bicellular tight junction assembly; cell adhesion. The transcript is spliced from 2 exons. Gene Ontology annotation, molecular function: structural molecule activity. The record is from RefSeq and is a predicted model, not a curated record.
ACUCUCGACCUGGGAAUCUUUGCAUUCUCUGUGGCAGGUGCACCUGGCCCCCUCAACCUCAUCAUGGCCUCCGCUGGUCUGCAAAUCUUGGGGAUUGCCCUGACCCUGCUCGGCUGGGUCAACGCCCUGGUGUCCUGCGCCCUGCCCAUGUGGAAGGUGACCGCCUUCAUUGGCAACAGCAUCGUGGUGGCCCAGGUGGUGUGGGAGGGGCUGUGGAUGUCCUGCGUGGUCCAGAGCACCGGCCAGAUGCAGUGCAAGGUGUACGACUCUCUGCUGGCGCUGCCCCAGGACCUGCAGGCCGCCAGAGCCCUCUGCGUCGUCGCCCUCCUCAUUGUCCUGCUCGGCAUGAUGGUGUACCUUGCUGGGGCCAAGUGCACCACCUGUGUGGAUGAUAAGAAUUCCAAGUCUCGCCUGGUGCUCAUGUCUGGGGUCAUCUUCGUCCUCGCCGGCAUCCUGAUCCUCAUUCCUGUCUGCUGGACGGCCCACUCCAUCAUCCAGGACUUCUACAACCCCUUGGUGGCUGAUGCUCAAAAGCGGGAGCUGGGGCCCUCCCUCUACCUGGGCUGGGCAGCCUCGGGCCUUCUGCUGAUGGGUGGGGGGCUGCUGUGCUGUGCCUGCUCUUCGAGAGGGACCCGGGGACCCGGCCAUUACAUGGCCCGCUAUUCCACGUCUGCCCCACAUUCAGUUUCUCGGGGACCCUCCGAGUACCCCACCAAGAAUUACGUCUGAUGCUCCCUGGGAAGUGAGGCUCUGUUCAUUAGCCAGGGAACCCUAGGACCCUGAGCUGAGCCAUCAGGAAAUGAUGCCAGUAGCUUUGUUUGUUGCGGUACUUUGUACUGAACCUGGGGCCUCACCCCUUUGGUAGGCCAAGCGCUCUACCAGUGAGUGGUGUGGUAACCUGCCCCGAGGCUUGGUUCCAUCUGUUUUUGAGACAGGCUCUCCUGGAGCUCUGACUGGCCUCCAGCUUUAGCUUUCCAGGCUCCGCCUAGCUCUGCUGCUGGCAUUGUGGUAGCACAUCGCUUGGGUUUCUGUGUCUUUUCACUCUGGGGAUCUUCUCUGGACCCUGUUUUGAGGUUGCUUGUGAAUCUGGCCUUUGUGAUCCUCAGGGAUGGCCUGUCCCAAGAGUUCCUGCUGCUGCUGGAGGUAACUCUUAGGACAGACACCCCGCCCCAUCCUCGUCAGACUUUCCCAGUCCUGGAAAGGCAGGUGAUAAGUUACCAAAGAAUUUUCUACCCUGAGUCUUCCAACCUUUGACCCCUGAAUCCCAUCACCAAAGUUAACACAGACUCUCCCAAAUAAGGUCCCAGCUGUGCUGCGGACUCCACCCCACACCUCUAACCCUUGCACAUUUA